AUGCUGAGCCUUAUUAUUCCCCUGACGCUAGGGUUGGCCGUCAUUAUAUCCUAUCUAGUCCUGGAAUAUCCCCGUCUCCGCCAAACCUACCGCCUAUGGUCUCACCGAUCCCAACUCCCCCCGGGCCCGCCGACCCUCAAAACCGGCCUCCGCAAACCCUGGCUCUGGUUCCUCGAACUCACCCAGCAAUACGGCGACGUAGUCUACCUCCAAAUGGGCCCAACGCCCACCAUCAUCCUCGGCUCGGCCCAAGCAGCAUGGGAUCUCCUCGAAAAGCGCGGCGCGAUUUACUCUUCGCGUCCGCGGUUCAUUAUGGGCGGGGAGUUGUUGUCGAAUAACCUCCGUGGGUUGAUGGCGCCGUAUUCGGCGUUUUGGCGGCGCUGGCGGAAAUUGUUGCAUAGUGGGUUUAUGCAGAGGCAGAGUGAGGGAUAUAGGCCGGUGCAGAGUUUGGAGAGUAAGGUGUUGAUGCAUGAGCUUUUGGUUGAGCCUGAGGGGUAUAGGAGGCAUUUGGAGAGGUAUGCGGCGUCGGUGGUGGUGACGGUUACCUAUGGGAGGAGGGUGGAGGAUGUGAGGAGUGAUGUUGUGGUGAAGAUGAAUGCUGAGGCGAUGGGGAGGUUGACUUCGGUGAAUAUUCCCGGAAAGUACGCGGUAGAGCGGUAUCCGGCACUGAAAUAUGUGCCUGCAGUCUUUGCACCGUGGAAAGCAGAGGUGCUAGAGCAGAGAAAGAAGGAUAUCCAGAUGUACACCGGUCUGAUGGACGAUGCAAGGAAGCGCCGGGCCGCUGGCACACUACCGGACUGUUUCGCGAAGUACUUGCUCAACGAGCAGUCCAGCCUGGGCAUGACUGACUUGGAGCUCGCUUACGCUGCUGGUACCCCUUUUGGCGCAGGUGUUGAAACGUCCGCUGGAUCACUCGCCAGCUUCAUCCUAGCCUGUGUCAAGUUCGGGGACACAUUCAUUCCCCAAGCCCAAGCCGAGUUAGACAGGGUUGUAGGCCCAGAUAGACUACCCACGUUCGACGACCUGCCAUCUCUCGAAUACGUGCAAGCUGUGGUUUCAGAAACUCUCCGUUGGCGGCCCGUGGCCGUCUUGGGAGGCACACCACACGCAACCACGGCUGAUGAUGUUUACAAGGGCAUGUUUAUUCCCAAGGGGAGCACCAUCAUCGCGCCGUUGUGGAGUAUCCAUCUCAACGAAGCCGAUUUCCCCGACCCUCACAAGUUUGACCCAGAACGCUUCCUGAAAGAUCGCGAGUAUCCCGGCACGCUCGGCCACAGUGCCUUUGGUUGGGGACGCCGAAUUUGUCCGGGGUUGCAUCUUGGGUCAGCGUCGGUGGCCAUCAACAUUGCUCGGAUAUUGUGGGCGUUUAACGUCACGCCGGCACGGGACGAAAAGGGCCAGGAGAUCGAUGUUGAUAUUUUUGCAUAUUCGGAUGGGUUUAACUCUAGCCCGCUGCCGUUUCGGUGCUCUAUCACGCCGAGGUCCUCGAAGCAUGCUAAGGUUGUUGUUAAGGAGUUUGCGGGGGCCUGCGAAGAACUACAGCGGUAUACGGCGGCGGCUGGGUCGUUGUGA
Molecule: messenger RNA, 1572 nt
Organism: Dichotomopilus funicola
Lineage: Eukaryota; Fungi; Ascomycota; Sordariomycetes; Sordariales; Chaetomiaceae
Product: cytochrome P450
Exons: 6
Coding region: 1-1572 (523 amino acids)
Molecular function (GO): oxidoreductase activity, acting on paired donors, with incorporation or reduction of molecular oxygen; iron ion binding; monooxygenase activity
Source: RefSeq, a predicted model, not a curated record